Impatiens glandulifera is the source of this 1236-nucleotide messenger RNA. RefSeq names its product protein PHOSPHATE-INDUCED 1-like. The record is from RefSeq and is a predicted model, not a curated record. Lineage: Eukaryota; Viridiplantae; Streptophyta; Magnoliopsida; Ericales; Balsaminaceae. The coding region runs from base 137 to 1105 and encodes 322 amino acids. The transcript has a single exon.
CUUUAGAGAGAGAGUAAAAGAAGGUCCUAUAUAAACCCCCUGGUUCGUCUCUACCAAAACAACAACCAAGAACAGCUACAGCAUCUUCUCUCUAUAUAUAUAUAAGUUCCUCUGCCCUCCCAACCCCAUAAAAAAGAUGUCUUCUUUAGUUGUAUUCAUUUUGAUUCUGAUUUCACUCUUCAAUGUCUCAUUCGCUGUUAGAAACCUGAACGGACUAGUUCAGGACCCCAACACACUCUUACAUUACCACAAUGGCCCUCUAUUAUCCGGAAAAAUCUCCCUCAAUCUCAUCUGGUACGGUAAAUUCACGCCUGCUCAACGUUCAAUCGUCGCCGAUUUCAUAACCUCUCUUUCGUCCUCUUCUUCCCCUGUUCAAUCCAAACCCACCGUCGCUUCCUGGUGGAAGACAACCGAGAAAUACUACAACCUCGCCUCUACCACCUAUUCCACAUCCGCCGCCAAGAGGAAAUUCAGCCGACCGGCCCUUUCCCUAUCACUCGCCGACCAGAUAAUCGACGAUACCUACUCUCUAGGAAAGUCACUAAAUGAACAACAUUUAGUGACGCUCGCGGCAAAGGGUGGGCAGAGAAACGCUGUCAACGUCGUUUUAACGGCGGCGGAUGUCGUCGUUGAUGGGUUCUGCCAGAACAGGUGUGGAACACACAGGUCUUCUAAAGGUGCCUCAAUUGAUGGAAAGAAUUACAAGUUUGCUUAUAUCUGGGUUGGAAACUCUGAAAAACAAUGCCCAGGUUACUGUGCUUGGCCAUUUCAUCAACCCAUUUACGGUCCACAAAGCCCACCGUUGGUUUCCCCGAACAACGACGUGGGUCUCGACGGAAUGAUCAUUAACCUCGCCAGUCUUUUGGCCGGAACCGCCACGAAUCCGUUCGGUAACGGCUAUUAUCAAGGUGCAGUCGAUGCUCCUCUGGAGGCAGCUUCUGCCUGCCCGGGAAUAUACGGAAAAGGUGCCUAUCCGGGAUACGCCGGCGAUCUGUUGGUGGAUUCUAACGGAGCUAGUUAUAAUGCUAAUGGAUGUAAUGGUCGGAAGUUUUUGCUUCCGGCCAUGUAUGAUCCUGCUACAUCCACAUGUUCCACGUUGGUCUGAAACCCCUAGACAGAGAAAACAUAAAAAUACGUCAUUCUUGUGAUGAUGUAUCAUGUAUGCUUUUAUGUAUAUUGUGAAUAGAACCUUUUGUAUUUCAUCGAUUCAAUUUUAUUUGUUUAUUUUGCUCACUU